AGAGGGCUGAUCUGUGACCCUGCUUGAGCGAAUUUUUGGGAAGUGUGCAGGAUGGCUCCUGAAAGGGCAGGGGAUGAGCUUGUCUUCUUUGUGAAUGGUAAAAAGAUAGUGGAACAAAAUGUGGACCCAGAAACAACUCUACUGACCUAUCUACGAAGAAAAUUGGGCCUAUGUGGAACCAAACUAGGCUGUGGAGAAGGGGGAUGUGGUGCUUGCACUGUUAUGAUAUCAAAAUAUGAUCCCUUUCGAAAGAAAAUCCUCCACUAUACUGCCAAUGCUUGUCUCUUCCCCAUCUGUGCCCUGCAUCAUGUAGCUGUGACUACUGUUGAAGGCAUAGGAAACACAAAGUCCCGGUUGCACCCAGCCCAGGAGAGAAUAGCAAAAAGUCAUGGGUCCCAAUGUGGCUUUUGCACUCCAGGUAUUGUCAUGUCCAUGUAUACAUUGCUUCGGAACAAACCUGAACCCAAAAUGGAGGAGAUAGAAGAUGCUUUCCAAGGGAACUUGUGUCGAUGUACAGGAUACAGACCCAUUCUGGAGGGAUACAGGACAUUUGCCAAAGACUGGGGUUGCUGUGGGAGAGUAGCCAAUGGCACUAGAUGCUGUCAAAGUGAGAAGGAAAAUAGCAUGAAUGGGGGUUGCUGUGGAGGAAAAGCCAAUGGUCCAGGCUGCUGCAUGAACGAAAAAGAAGACAAUGUGGCAAUGAUGUCCUCCAGUCUGUUCAAUCCUUCAGAGUUUCAGCCUCUGGAUCCUACACAGGAGCCAAUUUUCCCACCAGAAUUAAUGACUCAGAGUAACAAGCAGCAGAAGCAGCUGUGUUUCAAAGGCGAGCAUGUGAUGUGGAUCCAGCCUACAACUCUCAAGGAACUGGUGGCCCUCAAAUCCCAGUACCCCAAUGCCAAACUUGUUGUAGGGAACACAGAAGUGGGUAUUGAGAUGAGAUUAAAGAACCUGUUGUAUCCAGUGAUAAUAGCACCAACAUGGAUCUCUGAAAUGCAUGCUGUUCAGCACACUGAAACAGGGGUCAGUUUUGGGGCUGCCUGUACUCUGAGCUCAAUAGAGGAGGUGCUGAGAAAAACGGUGACAGAGCUUCCUCCCUACAAAACAGAAGUGUUUCAGGCUGUCCUUGAACAGCUGCGGUGGUUUGCAGGGCCACAGAUCAGAAAUGUUGCAGCUCUUGGAGGGAACAUAAUGACAGCAAGCCCAAUCUCUGACUUAAAUCCUGUGUUAAUGGCAAGUGAAAGCAAACUGACUUUGAUAUCAAAUGAGGGCAAAAGGACUGUCACAAUGGAUGAGAAGUUCUUUACUGGAUACAGAAAGACAAUAUUGAAACCUGAAGAAAUACUUCUCUCUGUUGAGAUACCCUACAGCAGGAAGGGUGAGUACUUCUCAGCUUUCAAGCAGGCUUCACGUCGGGAGGAUGACAUUGCUAUUGUGACCUGUGGGAUGAGAGUCCAGUUCCAAGAAGGCACUAGCCAAGUGGAAGAGAUUAAACUGAGCUAUGGAGGAAUGGCUCCUACAACUGUCCUAGCAGUAAAAACUUGCCAAGAGCUCACUAGGAGAGACUGGAACGAGAAGCUCCUGCAGGAUGCCUGCCGCUUGCUGGCAGGUGAGAUGGACCUGUCUCCUUCUGCACCUGGUGGGAUGGUGGAUUUCCGACGUACACUCACGCUCAGCUUCUUCUUCAAGUUCUACCUGACAGUGCUUCAGAAGUUGAGCAAGCAGCUCAACGGCCCUAAUAAGCUGUGUGAGCCCAUCCCUUCGAACUACAUCAGUGCCACAGAGUUGUUUCACAAAGAUCCCAUUGCAAAUGUUCAGCUCUUCCAAGAAGUGCCUCCAGGGCAGGCAGCUGAAGAUAUGGUGGGCCGGCCUUUGAUGCACCUUUCAGCAGCCAAACAAGCAUGUGGAGAGGCAGUGUACUGCGACGAUAUCCCUCACUAUGAGAAUGAACUGUAUCUGACACUGGUCACCAGCACCAAAGCCCACGCUAAGAUCCUUUCUGUAGAUGCAUCUGAAGCCCAGACUGUCCCUGGAUUUGUUUCUUUUGUCUCUAUGAAGGAUGUUCCUGGGAGUAACAUCACUGGCAUCGCUAAUGAUGAGACUGUUUUUGCUGAUGGCAUGGUCACCUGUGUUGGUCAUAUCAUUGGUGCAGUUAUUGCAGAUACACAAGAACAUUCCAGAAGAGCAGCUAAAGCUGUGAAGAUUAAGUAUGAAGAGCUCAAACCUAUUGUCACAAUUCAGGAAGCUAUUGAAAAACAAUCCUUUUUUAAGCUUAUACGAAAUCUUAACAAAGGAGAUGUAAAGAAAGGAUUUGAAGAAUCGGAUCAUAUUUUGGAAGGAGAGAUGUACCUUGGUGGACAAGAGCAUUUUUAUCUGGAAACUCACUGUACUGUGGCUGUGCCAAAGGGGGAGGAUGGUGAGAUGGAACUCUUUGUGUCAACCCAAAACCUAAUGAAGACACAGGAGUUUGUUGCUAAUGCUUUAGGAGUCCCUUCAAAUCGGAUUGUGGUUCGAGUGAAAAGAAUGGGAGGAGGAUUUGGAGGAAAAGAGACUAGAAAUACUAUUUUGUCAACUGUGGUGGCUGUGGCUGCUUUCAAGACUAGCCGCCCAGUACGGUGUAUGUUGGAUAGAGAUGAGGACAUGCUGAUAAGUGGUGGAAGGCAUCCUUUCCUGGGGAGGUACAAGGUUGGCUUCAUGAAGAAUGGGAAGGUCAAGAGCUUGGAGGUGUCAUACUACAGCAAUGGUGGCAACUCUACAGACCUCUCUCAUGGUGUUAUGGACAGAGCCCUGUUACACUUGGACAACUCCUACAACAUUCCCAAUGUCAGUGGUGUGGGCAUCAUAUGCAAGACCAACCUGGCUUCCAACACAGCCUUCCGGGGCUUUGGAGGGCCUCAAGGAAUGAUGAUUGCCGAAAGCUGGAUGAGUGAACUUGCUCGGAAAUGUGACCUGCCACCUGAGGAGGUACGGAAGCUCAAUCUUUACAAUGAAGGAGAUCUAACUCAUUUUAACCAAAAGCUGGAGGGAUUUACUCUGCGAAGAUGCUGGGAUGAAUGUUUGUCGAGCUCUAGCUAUCAUGCCAGGAAGAGGCAAAUUGAAGAAUUCAACAGGCAGAAUCGUUGGAAGAAAAGAGGGAUGUGCAUUAUUCCUACCAAAUUUGGCAUCAGCUUCACUAUUCCGUUUCUGAAUCAGGCUGGAGCUCUGGUCCAUGUGUAUACAGAUGGCUCUGUGUUACUUACACAUGGUGGGACUGAGAUGGGUCAAGGACUUCACACCAAAAUGAUCCAGGUUGCUAGCAGGACACUGGGAAUCCCCACCUCCAAGAUUUUCAUCAGUGAGACAAGCACAAACACAGUCCCAAACACCUCCCCAACGGCUGCCUCUGUCAGCGCAGACAUCAACGGAAUGGCUGUCCACAAUGCCUGUCUGACUAUCCUAAAAAGGCUUGAGCCAAUCAAACAGUCUAAUCCCAAGGGGUCCUGGGAAGACUGGAUUAAAGCAGCCUAUGUGGACUGCGUGAGCCUGUCAGCCACAGGAUUUUAUAGAAUUCCUGAUCUUGGCUACAGUUUUGAGACAAAUGAAGGGAGACCAUUCUGCUACUUUAGUUAUGGUGUUGCUUGUUCUGAGGUGGAGAUAGAUUGUCUGACCGGUGACCACAAGAACAUUCGCACAGACAUUGUUAUGGAUGUUGGUACCAGUUUGAACCCAGCCAUAGAUAUAGGACAGAUAGAAGGAGCUUUUGUCCAAGGCCUCGGGCUCUUCACCAUGGAGGAGUUGCGCUAUUCUCCGGAAGGGAACUUGUAUACUCGUGGGCCUGGGAUGUACAAAAUCCCAGCAUUUGGAGACAUUCCAGCAGAAUUCUAUGUGUCUCUUCUCCGUGACUGUCCGAACAGCAAGGCAAUUUAUUCAUCCAAGGCUGUAGGAGAGCCUCCUCUGUUCCUGUCUGCCUCAGUCUUUUAUGCCAUUAAAGAUGCCAUCUACUCAGCGAGAAAGGAUGCUGGCGUGACUGAACCGUUCAGGCUGGACAGCCCUGCCACCCCGGAGAGGAUCCGCAAUGCUUGUGUGGACAUGUUCACCAAAAUGUGUCCAUCUGCUGAGCCAGGAACCUUCAAGCCAUGGUCUGUUCGUGUGUAAAAGCAAAGUCUGAGGAGCAAUCUUUCCUCAGGAAACUGGGCUUACACCAGAGGGACCACAAGGCAGUAGGACUAUAAUGGAAAAAAAAAA
This is a messenger RNA of Tinamus guttatus (white-throated tinamou), 4221 nucleotides long. RefSeq names its product xanthine dehydrogenase (gene XDH). Gene Ontology annotation, molecular function: 2 iron, 2 sulfur cluster binding; iron ion binding; xanthine dehydrogenase activity. NCBI's taxonomy places the organism in Eukaryota, Metazoa, Chordata, Aves, Tinamiformes, Tinamidae. The record is from RefSeq and is a predicted model, not a curated record.